GACGGUACAAAGAAUUAAAGAAUACGAGCAGAAAUAUUUAGCGGACGGGCCUAGGGUUAGGCCAUUACUUUUGAACAGUUUUACGCAGAUCUGGAGAAGUGAGGUGCGGCUCGAUCGGUGACUGUAGAAGCUUCGCCGAGUUUGGGCAGUGCUUUGACGGGAGAAGCAAUUGACGCAAAGGCAGAAGCAAUCAACGAAGAGGCAGCGCAGUACCACGUGGAGGCUUAGAGAGGCAUCAACUAACAGCUGAAGGGGCUCGUCGAAGACUGGCUUGCUCGAUCGAUUAGGAAAGGCCAAUUCGGGGCGAUUGGGCUGCAAACGGUAUAGGAAUAGGCAGACAUUUGAGGUUCUUCGUCUCUACUUGGUGAAGGUCUGCGUGGGUUCAUCGGAGGAAGUCGUCGUAGAUACUUGGGCGAGGAUCUUGUGCGAUGGGAGCGAUCAGUGGUUACAAUGGUGGCCGUGGACGUGUGGCGGCUAGGGUAGUGAGGCCUAAUAGUCUGAUGCUUAGUUUGGCUAUUUUGCUUUGUUGGUGUUUAUGAUGAAUGUUACCCCAGCUGUGUUUGACCUGGGCGAAACACUGACGGUUUGGCGUCUGGUGGAAGGGGUGAAUUUGAACUCAAAUUGGGUGGUUGAGGGAUUGGCACGGGUGAUUUGGUCGUCUGAGGUGGUGAAGGAUGUAGACGGUAGGUGCGUGUUUUGUCCCCCUCCUGAACCUCCACCACAGAGGAACUACAUGACUAGGGUCUGGAAGACGUCACCUGAAGUACGGAUUUCGCUAUUUUACCAGCUGAAAUUUAGUUUGCAUUUUUCUAUGGUUGUUGGGUGUGCUAUGCUUUUGAGGUAGGUAGGCAUUGUGUGUGAAGAAGUAAGAUGGCUUCGGAAGUCGAUAUAAUCUUCAAAUAUCUCAGAUGGUUAGCGAUUCGAUCGCUCUCAUUAAGGUGGUUGUUUCUAUGUCUAAUCAGAGGACGAGCUGGGGGACUUUCGGGUUAUUGUGAGUGUGGUAGUCUGGGGUUGAUUCGUAUUGAUAUGUUUGUAAUGUCAUUGGUGGUUGGUUUAUAAUAUAAUCAGGUAGUUUCCUUUAAAAAAACAAUCAGAAAGUCGUCAAUAAAAGCCUCCCUCCGG
Cuscuta europaea is the source of this 1122-nucleotide messenger RNA. The record is from the annotation of a GenBank genome assembly. Lineage: Eukaryota; Viridiplantae; Streptophyta; Magnoliopsida; Solanales; Convolvulaceae.